CGCCGCGCCGAGUUCGAGAUCCAAACGCGACCGACCAAAAGAGGAAGCCAUCGCGCAUUUUUGUUUGCCGUGCCGAACGAGGUUCCAUUGUUGGACGGUGUUUGGGUGGAAAUUUUCGCACCAAUUUCAUUCCGAUUCCGCACAAAAACUUGCUUCCCGCUUACCGGAAGACGCUCCCGACGUUUGGGUGAUAAAUUCGGCUAGGAUAGUCGUGUGGUAAGUAGGAAAAUUUGCUUGGGAAAACUGAGCGGCAAACAGACUGCGCUUUGCUCGUCUGGUUUUGCGUGCCACUAGCGCCACCAUCGAUUUUAUCCUGAACAUUUCAAAGACGCUUUGAAGAUAAAAAUGGGUAAGGCUAAGGAUAACAAACAGUCUGAUAGCGAGUCCAGUGAGGAGGAGGAGUAUGUCGUGGAGAAGGUUGUCGAUCGGCGGGAACGGAAGGGCAAGGUUGAGUAUUUCCUGAAGUGGAAGGGAUACGAUUCCUCGGCCAAUACCUGGGAGCCUAGGGAGAAUCUGGAAUGCCCCGAACUGAUCAAGGCAUUCGAGGACGCCCGUGCUGCAGCCAGGAAGGAAAACGCCUCAAAGGAAAAAGAAAAGGAGAAAGAGAAGAAGAAACCCAGCAAACCAUCAUCCACCAGCAGUACCAAGCGGAAGGCCGAUUCGGAUGGGGAAGAAGCGUCGGAUGAUGAUAAGGACGACGCCGCAUCAACAAAAUCCAGCAAAUCAAAGUCAGCGGCUGACAACGAUGCCGCGGCCAGUGAUGAUGGCAUGAACGGGUUUGAGCGGGGCUACGUGCCGGAAAAGAUCCUCGGAGCCACCGAAGCAAAUAACGAGCUUCUGUUCUUGAUCCAGUGGAAGGACAAGGACAAGGCCCAGCUCGUUUCGUCCAAGGAAGCACGCAAGCACUGUCCGCAGCUGGUCAUAGAUUUCUACGAGGAACGUCUGAUCUGGCAAUCAUCGGACUCGGUGGAGUAAAUCUUCGCCCUUUGCUUCUACCUUUAUUUUCCUGCUCUUCUCCUUCCGCUUCAUACGUGAUGCAAAAAGCGGGGUUUAACGCGUUUUCCUUGAUGGAUUUAUAAGUUUAGGAUCUUCGUUUUUAAGUACGCGCCAACAAAACAAACUGAUAUGACCGGAAGUAAUGUAUGUCCGUAGUAAGGUUUUUAUUUACUGAUAUUGAUUGACUUGAACUUGUAAUUGAUGGUAGCAUUUAAGAAAAGCUCGUUUGAAGUAUAAAAUAUCUACCAGGCCAUAGAGCAAGACGAAUCACACAAAAAAAACUACAAACUUUCGGACAAAAGCAGCAUCCACUCAAGACCUGUAAUCCAAUACACAAUAGAACGUAUUUUCAUGAAUAAAUAAAGAUUUUGGAAAAUUAGUAUUAGGUCUCCAAAAAAAUGGA
Molecule: messenger RNA, 1399 nt
Organism: Aedes albopictus (Asian tiger mosquito)
Lineage: Eukaryota; Metazoa; Arthropoda; Insecta; Diptera; Culicidae
Product: chromobox protein homolog 3
Exons: 3
Coding region: 346-975 (209 amino acids)
Biological process (GO): chromatin organization; negative regulation of transcription by RNA polymerase II
Cellular component (GO): pericentric heterochromatin; nucleus
Molecular function (GO): chromatin binding
Source: RefSeq, a predicted model, not a curated record